AGAAAACACGAAGAGACGCGCAGCGCAGUUCGGUUUAUUUCGUGGAGCCCCUGCGUUGCGUUGCGUUGCGUUCCUGUUCAGCUUCAAUCGCUUAACAGUAAAGGACAGUUCGACUCUUCCACACAAUCCUUAUCUGUCCAUUUUACGUCGACACUAAUACUCAAGACUCGAUUUGUCCGUCGCUCAUUCUCGUUGCCUCUUGUCGUAUUUUACUACCAUCCUUCUGCUUGCUGUCCACGUCUAAACACUUCCCUGCGCCGAGUUCAAUAUGCCCAGCAUGUGGCUCACAGAUAUGCAAAAGGUUGGCGUCGCCUUCUGCUCAGGAGGCGGAUUGUUUCUUUUCGGCGGUGUAGUCAUGUUCUUUGAUCGCUCCAUGUUAGCCAUGGGCAACAUCCUCUUCCUGAUCGGUCUCACCCUCAUCAUUGGAAUCCAAAAGACAUUUGUCUUCUUCGCAAGAAAGCAGAAGCUCAAAGGAACAGCUGCGUUCAUGGGUGGCAUCCUGCUAAUUCUGCUACGAUGGCCCUUGACCGGCUUCCUGGUUGAACUCUACGGCAUCUUUGUCUUGUUUGGAGACUUUUUCGCAACCAUCGCAUCCUUCGCCGGCAACAUUCCAAUAAUUGGACCAUACAUCCAGAUGGCGCUUCGGAAGGUGAAUUUCGCAAGGAGAAACGCAGAGUUGCCGGUCUGAGAUGUUUCAUACCACUGUCAUCUCCUACCAUCAACGUGGUUUGAGUCCUCCAAAC
Exophiala viscosa is the source of this 743-nucleotide messenger RNA. RefSeq names its product vesicle transport protein. Bases 269 to 688 code for a protein of 139 amino acids. The record is from RefSeq and is a predicted model, not a curated record. Gene Ontology annotation, cellular component: Golgi cis cisterna; COPII-coated ER to Golgi transport vesicle; endoplasmic reticulum. The transcript is spliced from 5 exons. Lineage: Eukaryota; Fungi; Ascomycota; Eurotiomycetes; Chaetothyriales; Herpotrichiellaceae. Gene Ontology annotation, biological process: endoplasmic reticulum to Golgi vesicle-mediated transport; retrograde transport, endosome to Golgi.